Drosophila innubila is the source of this 604-nucleotide messenger RNA. RefSeq lists its product as uncharacterized. The coding region runs from base 32 to 466 and encodes 144 amino acids. The record is from RefSeq and is a predicted model, not a curated record. NCBI's taxonomy places the organism in Eukaryota, Metazoa, Arthropoda, Insecta, Diptera, Drosophilidae. The transcript is spliced from 3 exons.
ACAGCUGAUUGGAAUAGUUGGCAACGCUAUAAUGGAGGCUCUACUAAAAUACCGCUAUAGUUUUUUGGCUGGCGCUUGCGCUGCCGGCGGCAGCUUUUUUGGCAAAUUGCCCAGUUUUUUAAGCGCACUGCACUUGCUGCAACCAACAACCGGCUUUUCGUAUGCAGAAUUUGCACUAGUGCAAUUGCUUCCAAUUGGCCUAAUGCUCUUUUGUAAUGUGUGCAACCUGCGCUACUUCCUUAAGGCACUGCAAAUGAGCCAACAAACACUAACGGCAACCGUUUUAACAGCCGCCUCCAAUUACGUCUUAUCGUUUAUUUUAGGUGCACUCGUUUAUCAGGAGCCGCUGACGACAUUAUCCGGCAUAGGCAUGACUCUUAUAUUGGCCGGACUAUGGUUUUUAUGUGAUACGUCUGCGGACUCCACAAUUCAGAAGAGAUCUGAAAUUAAGAGCAAGCAAUCAUGAAAAUUCUUUCAAUGAUAUCAGCACCAUUCCAGUCAAGCGAUUUUCAUUCGAACUGAACGAAUUGCAAACUUAACGAAACAAAUUCAAAUUGGAAUUGGCUUCCAUUUGAAUUUAAAUAAAUGACAUCGGUUACUUAUA